This is a messenger RNA of Anguilla rostrata (American eel), 5315 nucleotides long. It is a transcript of the gene pmepa1, whose product is annotated as prostate transmembrane protein, androgen induced 1. The record is from RefSeq and is a predicted model, not a curated record. The transcript is spliced from 4 exons. Gene Ontology annotation, molecular function: R-SMAD binding. Lineage: Eukaryota; Metazoa; Chordata; Actinopteri; Anguilliformes; Anguillidae. Gene Ontology annotation, biological process: negative regulation of transforming growth factor beta receptor signaling pathway. Gene Ontology annotation, cellular component: Golgi membrane; early endosome membrane. Bases 2549 to 3247 code for a protein of 232 amino acids.
GGCGGACGGAGGGGGGCCGAGGCUGGUGACGGGGGUGGGGGCUGGGUUUUCGCUGACUUCCCUUUGACUGGAAUCUCCCGUGACCCCAGCCUUCUCCGUACGGGCCGGUCUUUGUAGGCCAGCUGCGCUGUCUGGGGAGCGACUGGCGUACUGCGGUCUGGCUGCGUUCCAAUGACUCGACAGCUUCCUGUCAGCUGGGUAACUUUCCUGAAGGCAACGACGCUUUCCAAAUAAAAUACUUUAUAAACAAAUUAUGAGACAUUGUGAAUAGUUCUUCCCCUGUGUGUACAUACUGCAGUGUUCAUUAUGACGUGCUUAAUGUUCCUAUUAAAGAAUGCUUUGAUCUUUUUUUAAGCAACUGGAUAUCAAGAGGUGUUGAUUCGCAUCGACGCUAGCCUUACUGACAUUUUCGUUUCGUUUUAGUUGCCGUAGUCAUUAUUUAACGACCAUUGCGUUCUUUUAAGAAUUUGUUCGUGAAGAUAGAAACAUAUGGUAAACGAAUUCGUGUUUGUAUCUUGUCGCAGCCGAAGAUUAGCUAUUGAUUCCCUUUUUCGGUGAGCACAGUGCGUGUGUCCUCUGUUUUUCUCCAGUGUUUUCACGGGGAAUUAUAUUCAGCGAGAUUUACUGGAAAUUCAGGGAGGAACUUUCAUGUUCAGUCGGGGAGGGAGGAAUUGUCUACGUCGACAUUUUUUGUCCAGUUGAUGCUUUCGACAAAUAGUUCAUUUUAAACCUUGCAGCGAAUGUUUAAAAUAAAAAGGUUCUGAUAAUUAAACUUUCAGCGUAGCUGGCCAGAUAUCGAUCGUAGAUGAACAACUUCCUUUGCUCGUGUUUCAAAAGCGAAUUCCAUUAGAGUUUAUUUUUCCUCCCUAAAGAGCUUCAAAACAUCUCCUAUAUGUAAACGGACUGCAGUAGAAAUUACUUAAAUACUCUGAUAUGAUAUUAAAUAUUCUCGGCAGAAAAAUAUUGUACGGAAAUAUUUAAUGAAGUGAAGAAACUAAAACAUCGUUUAAUGCACAUAAGACGCAUGGCCAUGCAGAGCUGUUUUCUAAAAAUGGAUCUAUUUUGUACCAUGGUUACAAUUUGUGGAACAACUCUCAUUGGACCUUUGAAUUGAUAGCUUACUGUAUUUUGAUAUUGAUUUUAUUAUGUGCAUACCUCCCAAAUAAGUGUAUCUAUAAACUACAGUUAGAUGGCAGAGGUGCAGGUGUCAGAGAUGGAUAAAUCAUGGAAUAACAGAGCAGGCAGCUCAUAAUGCAUACAUACAUACACACAUGCAUGCAUAUGCAAAUACAUACGUACAUGCAUGCCCUCGCGCACUGGAUUUUAGUACCGUCAAUAACGGUAGCUGCUUGUUUUAUUAUGCACAUGCGCAACUGGGGUUUAUUUUGGUAAUCUUGGGAACUGGCCUGUGUACGAUUCUCAGGGUCAUUUGUGUUGCAGAACUGAAACUGUUCCAUGCUUUUAGCUUUUAGCUUUUAUUUGCUGACAGGCACCAAGCGCUAACUUUCCUUUUUAUCUUUUAUCCACUUAAACAAAUCAGUCUGAACUGCUUCAGUCUUAGGCUUGUGGUGCUUCUGAGUUUGGUCUCCCCUCUCUCCUUUUGUCUUUAUUCUAGUUUCACUUGACUAUGGUGUUCUAUUAAAGGGGCAUCAAAGUCUCUCUCUCUCUCCCUUUCUCAUAUAAUUUAAAUUUGCUUUAUUGGCAGGACAACUGCAGUUAUAUUGCCAAAGGAACACAUAAUACACAGAAACACGGAAACCACAUAUACAACAUGCAACAAGUAUGACCCACAACACUAUGAUAAUAAUAACAGCAACAACAACAAUAAUAAUAGCAAUAAUAAUAACAAUAACAAUAAUAAUAAUAUCAACAACAAUAAGAAUAAUAAACAUGUUCACAGAAUGUAACAAAAACAACAUUCAUUUCAGGUGUGAAGAACAUAAUAUCGUAAUAUAAACAAAUAUGAGAAUAGUAUAAGUUUUUUUUUAUUUUAAAAGAACAAUUGUGGUACAGUAAGUUACCUUUUUUAACUUGGUCAACAAAUAACAAUUGUAAAUAAUACAUUUUUUUAAUAUAAAUAUUUGAUGCAGAGAGUGUUCACUUUAUGUCCCUCAUCUUGCGGCAUGUGGCUACAUAUUUAGCUGCUUGAGGGGCUAUAGGCCCUUCUCCUAAUAUUAUAGACAAUUUUUCUUUGUCACUCAUCCUUAGGCUGUUGGGAAAAAGAGUAUAUCUCUCUCUCAUCUGUCUGUGGAUUUUAGGGCCUCUAUUCUCUUUCUCACAAUGUUCCUUGGCCCCUCCCCUUGGCCCCAGGCCCCUCCCCCUGUUGUCGUGGGUGAUAGAGAGCAGUCAGCCGUCUGCCAGACGGACCCUGGCUGCAGACCUGUUGAGCAGCAGUGGGUGAAUGUGUGUGUGUGUGUGCAUGCGUGUAUAUGUGCGGGAGAGUGUGUGUGCACGCUCGCUCGCGUGUGUUCUCCUGCGGGCGAGCCUCUUGUUGGAAUGAGAAGACUGUGCAGCCUCUUCCAGGAGAGCGGUUCCUGGCCCUCUGGCCAUGCAGUGUAGCGCCCAGCUGGAGUUUGUGCAGAUCCUGCUGAUCGUGGUGGUGAUGAUGGUGAUGGUGGUGGUCAUCACCUGCCUGCUCAACCACUACCGGCUUUCAGCCCGGUCCCUGGCCUCUCGCCACAGCCAAGCCCGUCGACAGCGCCUCCCCCAGGCCUCCGAUGGGAGUCUGUGGUCCUCAGAUGGCCCUGGGACCUCUAGUGGGAUGAAUGAGCCGCAGGUGUACACCCCCAGGCCGCCGGACCGAGCGCCCGCCUACCUUCAGAGGGAACGUCUGCCCCGGUUCCAGCCCACCUACCCCUACCUGCCCCACUCGAUCAUCGACCUGCCCCCCACCAUCUCCCUGUCGGACGGGGAGGAGCCGCCCCCGUACCAGGGCCCCUGCGCCCUGCAGCUGCGGGACCCCGAGCAGCAGCUGGAGCUGAACCGCGAGUCGGUGCGCGCCCCGCCCAACCGCACCGUGUUCGACAGCCAGCUGAUCGACACCAGCGCCUCCGCCGGGCUGCGGGGGGCGCCGCCGGCCUACAGCGAGGUCAUCGGCCACUACUACCACCCGUCCCUGCCCUCCCGGCACCAGCCGGGGCCCCCGCAGCUCCUGCACGGCAUCCUGCAGCACCACUCCCUGCCACAGGGGGCGCCGGAGUGCCGGCACGCGCGGGCCAAGGAGAAGCAGCGGCCGCAGCAGGUUUGAUGUCACCACAAACUGCCAAACCCCGCUCCCCCCCCACCCCCCCACCCCUCCACUCCCCUCCUUCGCACUUCCACAGAACUUGUCAGGGUAAGGAGGGGGAGGGGAUAGAAUGGCCACGCCCCUUCCCAAUCCCGAAAAAAAAAACCCCACCCUCAAACUUUGUAUAAAUAUUUACAUGUUAUUUGUCGUCUUUAGUGCUCACAGCUUUGUUUUCUACACUGACAGAAUCUGAAACGAACACAGGACGUGGUUUCCUUUCUUUCUCACCGUGUUUAACGUUCUGUGUUCCUGAGCUCCGGACUUCCUGUGAGUCCUCUGCUAAUUCCUGCCUGUCCUUGAUUUGAAAUGCUCAAAAGUCUUUAGAAUUAACAGGUCUUCCUUUUCUUAAGUGCAGAUGCUUAUUUCUUGUGUCGAGCGGGACUAUGGCCCAGGGCAUUGCCACUCCUCCUGAUCUCGGUUUCCUCCAUUGAGUCACCUCACCUGUCAGAGCACACCUGCGACCCCCCUAGAACACGUCAGCACACCUGCAACCCCCCUCCCAGAAUCCAUCAGCUUUGUGUCGGCCAUGUUGGAAUCCACUGAGUAAAUUCCUCUCCUGUGAUCUUUGGCCAUGUCCGUUUCACCGCACUUGCCUACUAUUGAGUAUACAAGUCGUACACAAGUUGCAUACAACUAGUGUACUCAGUAGUAGGCAAGUGCGCUGAUUCGGACACGGCCUUCCUCUUCAGUGCUUCAUGUUCUCUCUUAGUUUGUCAUAAGUCAUAAGUGGGGGGUGUAUCAUAGAUCAGGGGUGUGCCGACUCAGACCCCCCCCCCCCCCCAAUGUAUACUGCCUUCUGUUAUAUCUGAUUUCAUGGUCAGUUAAGGCUGCUAAAGCCAUGUCUAAGUUCUACCAUCAUUUUUUCCCCCUCAAACCUAUUUGGCUUAUUUUUGACAGAUUCCUCCCCCCCUCCCUCCUUUUCCUAAAUGGUUUAGUCCCAGAGACCAGCUGUCCACACCCUCAGCGCCUAGGACCCCACUGAUUUUACCUGUCUGUCAGUCAGUCAUUUCACCAGAUGAAGAAAUGUAGCCUCUUUGUGGAGAGAGAAUUACUCACAAAGCACACAACAGAAGAUGAAAGCCUUAGGAAAGGUCCUGGGGGUGUGAACAUGGGACAUUUAUUCUUCAUAAUGUGCACAGCUAGUUCCGACACGAUGUGGCCUUAUGGGUAAAUCAGCCCUCCGUACGCUAGAGAAGUGUCCCAUUUAGAAGAGCUCGUUACAGUCCAGCGGUUGCAGGUGUGAUGGGAAGGAAAGCCGGCCCGCUCCGGGCACAGCAGGUGUGAGGCGGAAUCUGACAGGUGCGGUCGCCGUGACCGGGGCUCCGUAACCACGGUUCCCCGGCUGAACCGCGCGGUCCGGAUCAGGCGGAGUGGAGCCCUGGCCCCUCGAAGUUCCGUUUUUGUGUCCUUAGUUACCUUCACUUCUGAGAAAUAUUUGCACAAAUUCUAUGGAAAAAGACUGUUUAUUUGGAGAAAAGAAAUAAUCUGCAAUAUGUGUGGUGAGAGAUGAUUUGCCUGGGCAGGGGUAUUUUUGUAAAAGAAAGGAUGAUGAAAAAAAAAGGAAAAUGUUUUCUUCUUGUUUAGAAAAAAAAAGAAAUGGCAGUUUGUCGGGGUGCCAACUCAAACGUGUUUGACAUUGUUAUACGUUAUGCAUUUGUAUGUAUAUGUAUAUAUGUGUGUGCACGUAUGUAUGCAUACACAUAUAUAUAACUGAAAAUCAAACUUAAAAAAAGCACGAUUUUAGAGUUAUUUAUAUAAAUGUUGAAAAGAAUUGCACUAUUUUUUAAUAUAAAAUGAUGGCAAGCCAAGGCUUGCAAACAGUUUUGAGAAAAGAAGAGAAAAACCUCUUAUGUGCAUGUGUGACCUUGAGCGAGAGAAACUUCUAGAGAACUCCAGAUGAAGGCUCCCCCUCUGCGGAGGGUCCAGAGGGCGUGGUCGGCAUCGCCUAGCAACCUGCAGCAGCAAGCCUGACACCCCCCCCCCCCCCCUCCUAACCAAUUGCUAUUUCUGAGACCGGUACCUAGCUAAC